Molecule: messenger RNA, 8566 nt
Organism: Lytechinus variegatus (green sea urchin)
Lineage: Eukaryota; Metazoa; Echinodermata; Echinoidea; Temnopleuroida; Toxopneustidae
Exons: 2
Coding region: 421-5811 (1796 amino acids)
Biological process (GO): DNA integration
Molecular function (GO): nucleic acid binding
Source: RefSeq, a predicted model, not a curated record
ACAUAUGAUAAUUGUAAAUACGAGCUUCUGAAUUUUUGCGAUGACGUCAGAAGCGAGAGUUUUGGAUUCGUUUCACGAACAUGCCGAGUGAGGGCGUACUUGAUUUAUCGAGGAUCUAAAUUUUCUAUGAGAUAGAAUGAAAGUCAUUUUGGGAUUGUUUCUAAAAUUCAUGUUAAUCUGGAGAUGCCAAUGUUAUUGAACAGUUCAAGUUCAAGUUCAAGUGAGAGAUUGUAACUGCAAUGGUCAUUAAAGUCUUUAAGAAACGUCGAACUCGUGUGAUAAUAUUGGUACUCAUCUUGUUGUCACUAAUUCGUCACUCCAGAGUUGUUAGAACAUUUCCAAAAUUUGAGUUAGUCAUCUUGUCACAAACGCCAACCUCCACAUUAGUUCAAUAACAAGCUAUGAACUUUUGGAUCAAAGAUGAGUGACAUUCCAAAGACAGCUGGGGCUGCGGCACCCGAUGUCAGACCUGAAGAUUCUGCAAGCAACUGUGGUCGAAGUAUUACAAGCUCUGUGACCAGCAGCAGGGCAAGGAGAGAUGCAGCUGCGAAAAAGGCUGCUCUGAUGGCUCAAGCUCAAUUGUUGCAGGAGCAACAGGCAUUGGAACUACAGACUUUGCAAUUACAGCAACGGAUGGCUGAGCUGAAGCUGAAAUCGCAGAUUGCUAGUGCUGAAGCAGAGGAGAAGGUGUAUAGAGCAUCUGAGGACAAAUCAGGAUUACCAGAUAAUCUUCCUUCAGGCAUUCAGUCAGCUAAUGAUGAUACCCUGCCAUAUCCUCGUCCUGACACAUCAGAGUCGAUGAUGAAGAUUAUUCAUGAAGGUCAGCAGCAACAGAGAAGGCUGAUAGAAUCUGUCACACUACCUCAAGCUGAUUUGAUGAAAUACGAUGGCAACCCCUUGAGGUAUUGGGAAUUUUGGAGAGCCUUUGAAAACAGUGUGGACAAGACUGCAGUAGAUGAUUCUGCUAAGCUGACACGCCUGUUUCAUUUCUGCACUGGUGAGGCUCAUAAGUUGUUACAAGCCUGCAUGGUAAUGGAUCCCACUGUUGGUUAUAAGAAAGCCAAGCAGAUGUUGAAAGAACGAUUUGGCAACCCUUACAAGAUAGCAGAUGCUUGGAUUCAAAGAGUUACUCAAGCUACAAAGAUUGAGCCCAACAAUAAGAAGGCUCUGCAAGAUCUAGCAGAUGAACUUCAUAUUUGCAUUCAAACGCUAGAUGCUAUGGGCUAUAAGUCUGAGCUGUCACCCCAGAAUGUCAUCUUACGGAUUGUCGAGAGACUUCCUUUCUUCUUGAGGGACCGAUGGUUAAAGGUGGUAGCCAAUAUCAGGAAGCAGAACCGGCUGCCACAGAUUGAGGACCUUUUAUCUUUCAUCCAGGAAACCUCAGCCCAACAGAAUGAUCCAGUAUAUGGACGACUGACUGAUCUGAAGCCUGGAUCCAAAGAUCAGUCAAAAUCGUAUCCCAAGAAAACAUGGGACAAGAAGGUAUCUAAGACACAGGGGAGAAGCUCAUACUCUACCUCUAGUAGCCCAGUUCCUGUGAACGUCAAGCCCUGUCUGAUCUGUCAAGAAAAACAUACACUUUUUGGCUGUGAUCGAUUCAAGAAAAUGCCACCAGAAAAGAGACUCCAGUUUGCUAAAGAGAAGCGGUUAUGUUUUAACUGCCUUCGUCCUGGUCAUAUGUUGUCAGCCUGCAACUUGAAUAGAACUUGUUCUGUUGAAGGUUGUGGAAGGAAGCAUACCAAGUUCCUUCAUCAGACGAAGAAGGCACCAUCAAGAGCACCUGACAAUCAAGUCGAAGAUCCCCCACAGAAUCAGGAAGGACAAUUAACAAGUGAUGGGGCCUCUAAUGGUUAUGUAGACAGUGAUGCUACAGGGGCCGGCAAGCGGAGUGUUCUUCCAAUUGUUCCAGUAAGAGUGCAAAGUGAUGGCAAGAAUUUUAUUCAGACGUAUGCUCUGUUGGAUACUGGAUCAACCCAUUCAUUCUGUACAGAGGCAUUAGCUCAUCAUCUGGGAGCUAGAGGAAGAAGUCAUCAACUUCGCCUGACAACUAUGGUUAAGAGAGAUGAUCACAUUGACACAUCAGUGGUCAGCCUUGUGGUAGACUCUGGGCCAUCCACAGACCGGAUUUAUCUUCCUCAUGUCUGUACUCGGAAGAGAUUGAACAUUCAGAAUUCUCACAUGGCCUGUAGAGAAGACAUCAUCAACUUGCCAUAUCUCAAAGGUAUUGAUAUCCCAUUGGCAGGGGAACAUGAAGUUGGCUUACUGAUUGGUCAAGAUACUCCAAGAGCACUGAUACCCUUAGAAGUACGCAAAGGAGACAAGGGACCUUAUGCUGUUAGAACUGCUCUAGGGUGGUCACUUCAUGGUCCGAUCGCUUCAAGAGGGAGAUGUGAUGCCUCUACCAAUUUCAUUCAAGGAGACACCUCUCUUGAUGAACAAGUCCAGAAGUUCUGGAAACUGGAGGAUGAGAAUUCCCUAUUCGAUGAUGAGAGAGGUAUGUCAUUUAAUGACAGGAAAGCAGUCAACAUCUGGGAGGACACCAUCACUUUGGACAAUGGUCACUACCAACUAGCCAUACCUUUCAAGGAACGCCCCCCUAGUCUUCAAGAUAACCGUUGUAUAGCGGAGCAUCGACUUCAGACUCUUGGAAGAAGGCUAGAAAGAGACACCCAUCUUCAUGAAAAAUACAAGGAAGGCAUAUCCGACCUCCUUCAGAAAGGAUAUGCAGAAGAAGUAUCUGAAUCAGACGACCAAGAUCAAGCUGUUACCUGGUACAUUCCUCAUCAUCCGGUAUUCCACCCUAUGAAACCAGGAAAGGUUCGCAUAGUGUUUGACUGUGCUUCUAAGUAUAAAGGACAAUCGCUAAAUGAUGUUGUACUCCAGGGUCCUGAUCUCACCAACAAAUUGAUCGGGGUUCUCCUACGUUUUCGUCAAGAGAGAAUUGCCAUUAUCGCCGAUAUAGAGGCAAUGUUUCACCAGGUCAGAGUUCCCCCGGAAGAUCGAGAUGUACUCAGAUUUUUAUGGUGGCCUGGUGGAAACCUGGAAGAGACCCCCAAGGCAUUUAGGAUGUGUGUCCAUCUGUUCGGCGGCACAUGGAGCCCCAGUUGCUGUAACUUCGCUAUGCGACGUACAGCUGAAGAUAAUCAUGGACAGUGUACUAGUGAUGCAGCCAAGGUGGUGCAAAGGAAUUUCUAUGUUGACGACUGCCUGGUGUCACUACAGGAUGAGGAAAAGGCUGUCAAACUUGCUACAGAACUCAGAAUGCUACUUCAGAAGGGAGGAUUUCGACUGGCUAAGUGGCUAAGUAACAACCCAAGAGUCCUUCAGACUAUCCCUUUGGAAGAUCGGGCAAAACAAGUAGCAGGACUCGAUCUUAAUCAUGAAGCCCUACCUGUUGAACGUGCUCUGGGUAUGAGAUGGGACAUAGAGCAGGACUGCUUUACCUACAAGAUCAACCCAAAGGACAAGCCUUCAACUCGACGAGGAUUACUCAGUGUAGUAUCUUCAGUCUAUGAUCCCCUAGGAUAUGCCAGUCCAUGUGUGCUGCAAGCAAAGAUGAUCUUGCAGGAGCUAACAAGACAGAAGUUAUACUGGGAUGAACCCAUUCCAGUUGAAGAGGCACAGAAAUGGAAGUCUUGGUUGGAUGAACUACCAGAGAUGGAAGAAUUUGAGGUUAACAGAUGUGUAAAGCCUCAUAACUUUGGUAAGGUAACAGAUUACCAACUCCAUAACUUUGCAGAUGCCUCAGAAGUUGCUUAUGGAGCUAUGACAUAUCUAAUGAUGACAAGUGAAGAUGGUCAAGUACAUUGCAGUCUGCUAAUGGCCAAGACACGUCUUGCUCCACUGAAGAAGUCAACCAUACCACGACUUGAGUUAAUGGCUGCUACCCUAGCAACAAGGAUGGACACCAUGAUCAGAAGGGAACUGGACUUUCCUAUCACCAAGUCAACAUUUUGGACAGAUAGCAUGAUAGUUUUGAAUUACAUUCAAAACAAAGAUAAGAGGUUCCAUACCUUUGUAUCCAACAGGCUUGCUAUCAUUCACAAUGCUACAGAGAUGGAUCAAUGGUACCAUAUUGACUCAACCUUGAACCCAGCAGAUAUCCUUUCAAGGGGCAUGCCUGCAAGUCAAUUGAAGGAGAGUUCGAGAUGGCUUAACGGACCAGAAUUUCUUCAACUGCCACAAGAAUUUUGGCCUACGUUUCCAAACGAGAAGCAAGGGAUUGAUGAUGACGACCCUGAAGUAAAGAGGACAAAAGGAAUGCAUAAUUUUGCAUCAAGCUGUGAUCAUGAAGACUGCAUUGACAAACUGAUCACACACUUCUCGGAUUGGACCAGGCUAAGAAGAGCAAUUGCAUGGUGGCUUAGACUGAAGAAAGUUCUCCAAGAGAAAGUGAAAAAGACGACACCAAUCCAAGACAGAGGCAAAACCUUAUCUGCCAAGGAAAUUGAAGGUGCUGAAAAGGUCAUUUUUCAGUAUGUACAGAGUCAUGCAUUCUCAGAGGAGUUGAGUGUCAUUAGGGAUUCAGGUAAUUCAGUCCCUAAAGUCACAAAAGGAUCAAGACUGUACAAACUAGACGCAGUUUACCAAGAUGGCCUGCUUCGAGUAGGAGGACGGUUAAGACAUGCAAUGAUACCUAGUGAAGCCAAACACCAAGUAAUAUUGCCCAAGAAGCAUCACGUGACUUCACUUCUUGUGAGACAUACACAUCACAGAGUUGGACACCAAGGACUGAAUCAUGUGUUGGCAGAGAUACGACAAAGAUAUUGGAUUCUUGGUGCUGGUGUUGUUGUAAGGAGCAUGUUAAAGAAAUGUGUUAACUGCCGCAAGUACCAGGCUAGACUCGGCAAGCAGAAGAUGUCAGAUCUCCCAUCAUUUAGACUUGAAGCUACCAAACCGGCCUUUACUAACGUAGGGAUGGACUAUUUUGGGCCAUUCGACAUUAAGUGUGGACGAUCAACGAGAAAAAGGUAUGGAGUUGUCUUCACCUGUAUGACCAGUAGGGCAAUCCAUAUAGAGGUAGCCGAGAGUCUUGAGACAAGCUCGUGUAUCGAUGCCAUUCGUCGUAUGAUUAGCAGAAGAGGGCCUAUCAAGAAAUUGUUCUCAGACAAUGGCACCAAUUUAGUGGGAGCCCAGGCUGAACUGAAAAGAGCUCUGAAGGAAUGGAAUGAAGACGAAAUCCUGCAUUUCACUGCUAAUCAAGGGAUAGAGUGGACUUUCAACCCUCCCACUGCUUCACAUCAAGGUGGUGUGUGGGAAAGACAAAUUCGCACCAUCAGGAAAAUACUGCAUGCUAUUCUGACUGAGCAGUAUUUAAGGACUUGUCAAUCUGAGGAACAGCUUCAUACACUGAUGUGCGAGGUUGAGGCAAUCAUUAACAGCAGGCCUCUCACACGAGUCUCUGAUGAUCCAGAUGAUCUGGAAGUAUUGACACCAAACAGUCUACUACUGAUGAAACAGGUGACAGCGCCGCCUCCAGGUAGAUUUACCGGGACAGAUGUCUACGCCAGAAAACGAUGGAGACAAAUGCAGCAUCUUUCUGAUCUUUUCUGGAAGAGAUGGCUACGCGAGUAUUUACCAGCCUUACAACAGCGUCAACGAUGGCAACAACCCGAACGCAACCUACAGAUUGGGGAUGUGGUCCUCAUCGCAGACGAGAUGGCGCCUAGGUGCUCCUGGCUUAUGGGUCGCGUUCUUGAGACACAUCCAGACAAACAAGGUUAUGUGCGUAGUGUUAAGGUGAAGACAGCAACGUCUACAUUCAUCAGACCAGUCACCAAGCUGUGUUUGCUUUUGGAGCAGGAGAUUUAGUGCCAAAAUUUAUAAACAGGGUUAUGCACACCCUGAGGUGUGAGCCUAGCGCCGCCUACUAGAGUUAUAAUUCAUUAUUUGAUAUUAGACAACAGAAAGGGUUAUGCACACCCUCAUUGAAAUUACGCGAUUGAGUAAUUAUCAUCUGCUGAUAGAAAUAACUUCAAAUAAGGGUUAUGCAUACCUUCAGUGAAAAAUCUUCAAGAGCAAAUUGAUUCAGAAACUAAAGAUGUGAAACAUAUAGCAUAACUUUGAUAUUUUGGAUGGAUCAACAUCGUGAGCAAGCAAGAGAAAGUACAGACCACAUGUAUCGUUUUACCAAGUCUAUUUUGAAUGACAGGACAUUAAAAUGCAGGACGUUUAAUACGCAUCCCAAAGGCUUGAUAAAGAUGGACUUGAAGGAAUGAAGGAACGAAAAAGAAAUUAAGAACUCACAGACUUUCAAUUUAAUUUGAUAGCUAUUUGAAUUGUGGACAAUUUUGCAUUCAUUUUAUCUUUUUCUUCGUAAGUGAUGCAAGUGCAGAGCUGCCAAGUAGUACUGAUUUUUCAGUAUUUAGUACUUAAAAGUGAGAAAAAUACUGAUAGUUAAAUGUAAAAUGCUGAUUUCUAAAGUUUCAGCUUUAUUUGUUCUUUGGUAUUUUUGAAAAUACUGAUUUCCUCUCUGAAAUACUGAUUUUCAACUUUAAAAAUACUGAAAUGUUCUUUUUUCAGGUUGGCAACUCUUUAAGUGUAUGAUUUUGACCAAUUCAACAAGAAUUUGUCUAUUUUUUCAUAUGCAAAUUUUCAGGUAAAGAAUCUGAUUUGGAAGUAAUAGUGCAGUUGUUGCACAGUUUAAUUAUUUAGACAAACUGUCUGGACAUAAGACUAAGUUUACUAUUUUGGAGCCUGUGGAUAAGGCUACAAUUCAAGGAAACAAAUUUGAACAAAAUUAAAGGGAUAAAUAAAUAAACCCUCUGGUCUGAAAUUUAAGACUAGUCAUGUUUAAAUUUGGUAGAAAGACUACUCAUUGUAGUUGAGUCUAGAGAAAAGACUAUUUGGUUUUGAAUUAAGUGCAAAAAUGCCAUAUGCAAAAGGCUACAGCACUACUUUUCCUUUCAGCCAGAUUCUUGCCAUACGUAAAUAUUCCAAUGUAUGCAAAACCAGGCUAAAUAUUGCAUGUAUUGAUUCAUGUUUUAUCAUGUUUAUUAGUUUUGCAGGAAAAUCACCUGAUUACUUCAUUUAUUUUUAUAAAAAAAAACAAAAACAAAAACAAAAAGUAAAAAACCAAAGGUGUCAAAGGACCAUGUACAUUUAUGAUGAUCGAUUUGACCAAAGAGCUGUACAAAUAUAAUUUGGGGCAGACUUUAAAGUUUGUCAAAAUCAGAAAGUAUUGAGUAGAAUAUAUUUGCCCUAGUUUUUCAAAGGUAUAUUCAUUUUCAAACUUGAAAUUGUUAAAGGGGCCGGAAAAGAUGGUCACUUCAUUUUUUUGAAAACAGCAUAAAGUCAAGAGUACAUUAUUUAGACUUAGUGAACAAAGGUAAUGAUAAUUAGCACUUGACCUUUUCAGAGGUGAUGACAUGAUGCAUUGAAAGGAAGUAUGAAUGUCAUUGUAUUGGAAUUUAAGUUACCAUAGCAACCUAAAAAAUUGUAAGAGAAGCAAAAAUUCAGAACUGAUUUAUUUUUCCUUUGGUUUGUAAAUGAUGAGCCUUAAGCUCCCAUUUAAGGGGCCGGGAUGUAAAUACGAGCUUCUGAAUUUUUGCGAUGACGUCAGAAGCGAGAGUUUUGGAUUCGUUUCACGAACAUGCCGAGUGAGGGCGUACUUGAUUUAUCGAGGAUCUAAAUUUUCUAUGAGAUAGAAUGAAAGUCAUUUUGGGAUUGUUUCUAAAAUUCAUGUUAAUCUGGAGAUGCCAAUGUUGUAAGUUGAAUUUAUCUUCAUAUUUCCGUAGUAUAAUCUUUAGUUUAAUGAUUAGUGUCAGUAGAGGUAUAAAAUAUGAUCAUAUACAAUGUGUAUUUUUGGUUCAAAAUUUGGCAUUAUCACAUGAAAUACGUGAUUCGUUAUACGUGGUACAGCGUAUGCGAUAAAGCAUCAACUUGUAUGAGCUUCCGAAGGUUAUAGAUGAAAGUGAAGCUAGAUUUAGAUAACUGAAGUGUUUCAUAGAAAGCUUUGAAAUGUAAAACCAGCCAAGUGAAACAGUAUAUGAAUGAAUGGCUAUCGUAAUGCACAUUAGGUGACCUUUUGACAUGUUUGAAACAUUUCUAGGAAUUAAAGGGCUUGUUAGCUAUUGUGUAUGACUGCAGUGUAGGGCAGGCAGUGCAUGUGUAUGUUAUGGGUUAAUAAGACUGAAUGUCAUAGAUAUUUGCAUUUGACGAGACACAAGACAAAUUAGGCAAGACAUGCAUAUUUUGUGGGCAUUCAGCAGAUAUAAAUUUAUUUUGGAUAAAUACAUCACAUACACAUGCAAGGUCAUUACAGCAGAUGUCAAUUAUAAAAACAAGAUAAAUAAAGAAUUUGUAGACUGAGGCACAGGUGUAAAGUCAGAUUAUUAUGCAGGGACUGACAAAUAUUCAUUUCUAAUGAGUGGGUUUAUAUACGAGUUAGAUUAUUCAGAAAUACAAAGUUUACAUAUUUAUGGCGACACGUUUAUUUCAUGACAGUUUGUUAACUGACAACUGAUACAUUGUAUAUCUUUUUCUGUGUCAUUGAAUUACAGAUUGAACAGUUCAAGUUCAAGUUCAAGUGAGAGAUUGUAACUGCAAUGGUCAUUAAAGUCUUUAA